AUGACACGCCAAAAAGAGGAAGAAUUCCAAGUGGGCGAUAUGCCUAAUUUGAGCGGCUACAUUGCAAUCGUAACGGGCGGCAAUUCUGGUAUUGGAUACGAAACAACGCUUCAGUUGGCCAAUCAUGGAGCCCGAGUAUAUAUUGCAAGCAGAUCUCAAACCCGUGUCGAUGCAGCAAUCAAGACGAUGAAAACUGGAAACAAUGGCCUAGACAUUCAUUUUCUCAAGCUAGACUUGCAGGAUCUUCAGAGUAUCAAGACUACGGUUGAGGAAUUUUCGAGGAAGGAAACUCGUCUUGAUAUCCUUAUAAAUAAUGCCGGCAUUAUGGCAUGUCCUUUCGAGUUAACCAAAGAUGGACACGAACUGCAAUGGCAAACUUGUUUUCUCGGGCACCAUGCUUUAACAAUGUGUUUACUACCUCUACUACAUUCAGCCGCUCAAAAAAGCAGCAGUAAUGAUCGAGUCAGAAUUGUAAAUGUCUCAAGCGAUGCUGCUGCAAGCAUGGGACUGGAUAGCAUCAAUUACAAAGAUCCUAAUAUGGCUGACUUGAGAGGAGUAACAGCGCCAUGGAAACGUUAUGGCCAUUCGAAGCAAGCUAGUAUCAUUGCUGCCAAGGCCAUUACAGACCGUUAUAGAGAUAAGGGUAUCACGGCAUAUUCUUUGCACCCGGGCAUAAUCAAGUCGAAUCUUCAGAGUCAUGAUACUUCAUUCCUUGGAAUGCUGACUCGUGCAGCGAUCAGAGUGAUGCCAACUCUUUCACCCGCCGAUGGGGCACGUACCAGUUUGUAUUGUGCUACGAGCCCCAGUGCAUCCUUGUUCGCUGGCCGAUAUUUCAUACCAUUUGGUAAAAUUGGGACGAAGGAAAAUAAAUGGUUGGAUGAUGCCAAAGCUGUAAACGGGCUUUGGACACUCGCAACUAAUCAGCUCAAGGAUCAUGGUUUUGUAAUUGAGGAUAUUGGUGGUAACGUUGAUGGGUGA
This is a messenger RNA of Trichoderma virens Gv29-8, 978 nucleotides long. RefSeq lists its product as uncharacterized. The record is from RefSeq and is a predicted model, not a curated record. NCBI's taxonomy places the organism in Eukaryota, Fungi, Ascomycota, Sordariomycetes, Hypocreales, Hypocreaceae. The transcript is spliced from 4 exons. The coding region runs from base 1 to 978 and encodes 325 amino acids.